AGCCGAACGUAUCAACAAUCCGAUAAGGUACUCCACUGGCUGUUGCCCACAAUUCGCGAGAGCCAAACGUAUCAACAACCCGAUAACGUACUCCACCGGCAGUUGCGUAAGCGGGUAACUGCUUCUCACUUUCAGUUAUCGCAGGGCCUUCGAGUUCGAAGGACGGAAAGAGAAAUCCAGGGAAUUAAGACAUUUACGCGCGGGUGACGGAAGAUGUCCGCUUUCGCCCUCACAGCCAGUCCUGCAUUGUUAAUACCCAGGAAAUGCAGAACCAGAAGGCGUUUCAAAGUUUUCGCAAACACUUUCCCCUCGUUUCUGCCCAAAGAAAUUAACAAUAUCAAAGAUCCUUUUGCUAGAAAGCUCGCUGCUAGAAUAGAAAGACUUCCUGUAAGCUUCUCAGAGAGUUGUAUCAUGAGUAGUUGUGUGAAGCCUUUGGUACAGAGCAAUAUGAAUCCACUGGUUCUCCUCCAUGGUUUUGACAGUUCAUGCUUAGAAUGGAGAUACACAUUUCCACUACUUGAGGAGGCUGGCAUGGAGACCUGGGCUUUUGACAUUCUUGGUUGGGGUUUCUCUGAUUUAGAAAGACUUCCAUCAUGUGAUGUUGUAUCUAAGCGCAAUCAUUUUUAUCAGUUUUGGACGUCCCACAUAAGAAGGCCUAUCAUCUUGGUUGGACCAAGUCUCGGUGCUGCUGUUGCAAUUGACUUUUCUGUCAAUCAUCCUGAAGCUGUAGAGAAGCUGAUUUUGAUUGAUGCAAGCGUAUACACUGAAGGCACAGGAAACCUAGUAAACUUACCUAGAACAUUAGCAUAUGCUGGGGUGUAUUUAUUGAAGAGCGUCCCUCUCCGCUUAUAUGUAAAUUUUCUGGCUUUCAGUGGUAUAUCAUUGAGUACCAGCAUUGACUGGAUGAAUGUGGGCCGCGUACAUUGUCUAUAUCCUUGGUGGGAAGAUGCAACUGUUGAUUUUAUGCUUAGUGGUGGUUACAAUGUCAUUGCUCAGAUAGAGAAGGUCAAGAAGAAGACUCUUAUAAUUUGGGGUGAGGAUGACCACAUUAUCAGUAACAAAUUAGCAGUGAGGUUGCACUGUGAGCUUCCAAAUGCAAUCCUACGUCAGAUACCAGAAUGCGGCCAUCUGCCUCAUGUGGAAAAACCCAAUUCUGUUGCAAAAUUGAUGUUGGAAUUUGUCAAAGAAGAUUGCUCUACAGAAGUUCAAACUACUCAAUAGUGAAGGUCUGUCUUUUAUUCUGAAUUGUGGCCUUGAUAUGUUAAUGAGAAUGCUGAGUUUUGAAUCCAGCUAUAGGUUUAUGAAAUUGUUGGAACUUAGGAUUCUGCUAGGACUGAAAUUAGCCAUUUUUUUACUGUGUAGCACUGGUAAGAUUCUGGCCCUUAUAAUGUUAGCCAAGAUGAGAAAUUCAUUUCUGAGACGGUAUUUUAAUAGGAUUUAUGGAAUAGUUGCACUUGAGAUGGUAAUUGGAGUUUGCUUUCUCUUCUUUCUUUCCUA
Molecule: messenger RNA, 1497 nt
Organism: Jatropha curcas
Lineage: Eukaryota; Viridiplantae; Streptophyta; Magnoliopsida; Malpighiales; Euphorbiaceae
Product: alpha/beta-Hydrolases superfamily protein
Molecular function (GO): catalytic activity
Source: RefSeq, a predicted model, not a curated record